Messenger RNA from Oncorhynchus tshawytscha (Chinook salmon), 3717 nucleotides. Its product is annotated as brain-specific angiogenesis inhibitor 1-associated protein 2. The coding region runs from base 268 to 2001 and encodes 577 amino acids. The transcript is spliced from 15 exons. Lineage: Eukaryota; Metazoa; Chordata; Actinopteri; Salmoniformes; Salmonidae. The record is from RefSeq and is a predicted model, not a curated record. Gene Ontology annotation, cellular component: cytosol; nucleoplasm. Gene Ontology annotation, biological process: plasma membrane organization; actin crosslink formation; actin filament bundle assembly. Gene Ontology annotation, molecular function: protein binding; cytoskeletal adaptor activity.
UGUUUCAGAGAAGGCGGGUGGUGCUCUUGUAAUUGGAAAAGCUUCGCGAUGUGACAAGACGCUUUGGCGAACACCGCAGCGAUUGAUUGCGUGAGAGGGAUUGAGUGGGUGCAACCGACCAAGAGAAUUUUCCGGUUACUGUCUUUCUUUCAGGCACACGUACCUUCGCGGUAAAUCGCAUCACAUCUUCUCUUCGUUUAGGCUACUCUCUCUACCCAUUCGGCGUAUUUCACUCGGAUAACUUCUCUCUAAAGGAAAAUACUGUUUAUGGUUUUGACCGAAGAUUUCAAGAUGUCUCGCACCGACGAGGUUCACCGCAUAACGGAGAAUGUCUACAAGUCCAUCAUGGAACAGUUCAACCCCUGCUUGCGGAACUUCGUUGCCAUGGGGAAGAGCUAUGAGAAGGCCCUAUCCAAUGUGACGUUUGCUGCUAAGGGCUACUUUGAUGCCCUGGUGAGGAUGGGAGAGCUAGCCAGUGAGAGCCAGGGAUCCAAGGACAUGGGGGACGUGCUGUUUCAGAUGGCUGAGGUCCACAGACAGAUCCAAGUACAGCUAGAGGAGAUGCUGAAGUCUUUCCACAACGAGCUGCUGUCUGAGCUGGAGAAGAAGGUUGAGCUGGAUGCUCGUUACCUGACGGCUGCGUUGAAGAAGUACCAAGUGGAGCACAAGAGUAAGGGAGAGAGUCUGGAGAAGUGUCAGGCUGAACUGAAGAAACUCCGCAGGAAGAGCCAGGGCAGCAAGAACCCCUCCAAGUACGGAGAGAAGGAGAUGCAGUUUGUGGAGACCAUCAGUAGUAAGCAGAGUGAACUGGACACCUUCAUAGCAGAGGGCUACAAGACUGCUCUGUCUGAGGAGCGCAGGAGGUACUGUUUCCUGGUGGACAGACAGUGUGCUGUGGCCAAGAACAGCAGCGCCUACCACGGCAAGGGUAAAGACCUGCUGACCCAGAAGAUUCCAGUAUGGCAGCAGGCUUGUUCAGACCCCAACAAGCUACCAGAGCGGGCCAUGCUCCUAGCCCAGCAGAUGGGCUCCGGGUCCAGCACGGGCACCGCUUCCCUGACCAUGGGGGGCUCCAGCCCCCUGAACACCUCCAAGUCUAACCUGUCCAACCUGGUCAUCUCUGACCCCAUCCCCGGGGCUCAGCCACUCCCUGUCCCCCCAGAACUGGCCGUCUUCAUGGGUGGUGGGCUGGGGCACCAGGCGAGGCUGAUGGGUUCAGAUGGGAUGUCCAUGGUGAACGGUACGACAGGACUCCACGGAGAGGAAGAGUACUGGACAGAGGGGGGGGUGUCAGUCUCCCAGCUCCAAGGAAGACCCUCCUCCCCCCAGGCCCCUUCCCUACCCCAGGGACAGGCCCCCACCCAGAGACAGGUCAGUGAGCACUACUCCAAUACCCUGCCCGUCCGCAGGCCCCAGCCUGCCAAGAACAAGACCUCUGUUGGUGAGACCCGUACCCUGCCCAGGUCUAGCUCCAUGGCAGCGGGGCUGGAGAAGAACGGUCGUGCCCGUGUCCAGGCCAUCUUCUCCCACGCGGCCGGAGACAACAGCACCCUGCUCAGCUUCUCUGAGGGAGACAUCAUCACCCUGCUGGUCCCAGAGGCCCGUGAUGGAUGGCACUAUGGGGAGAACGAGAAGAACAAGAUGCGUGGCUGGUUCCCCUUCUCUUACACACGGGUGCUGCCAGAGAGUGAGAAGGAGAAGCUCCAGGUGAAUCUGCACCAUGGGAAGAGCAGCAGCACUGGGAACCUGCUGGAGAGCGACAUGUCUCUGCCCAUGCCCGACUACGGCCUGACUGCCCGCCUGCUGGCACAGAGCCUGGCACAGAGCAGACCCAGGCCCUACAGCAUGGCAGGCUUUACCACACAGCCUGCCCUUGAGGACUAUGACAGUCGCUUUGCUGCUGCAAGUGGCGGUUGGUGGGUAGAGGAUGAGGAGGGCGCUGAGAGGGAGAGCCAGGGAGAAGCCCGUCCACCAAUCGGCUUGCAGCGUUUCCCACUCUGAACUCUUAACUUUGAACUUCUCUAUCUAAUCAAUGUCUGUGCGAGAGACAAAAUGGACACUACUAACUCUCAAUCUCAAACAAGAGACUGCCUUUGCCACUGCUUGUCUUUGACUUUCAUGCAUGUACAUGGUUGUGUCAUUUUGUUCAAUCUGAAAAGACAUGUUCGUGUACGGUACAAGUGCCAAAAAGAUCAACAUUGUAUACAGUCAUUGUACUUCACUCAGCCACUGAACUGGACUAAACUGCUUUUCUAAAGCACGUGGAAUGACUCAACAUGAUAAUGGAGACUUUGGAUGUGUCAAAUGGAACCCUAUUCCCUAUGUACAUUUGCCCAGGGCCCAUUCUAUGGGGAAUAGGUGCUGUUUGUGACGUAGCCUUUGUUUGCAUUGAGGCUGUGCAGAUAUUCUGUCUGUUGUUCCUUUGAUAUACACUAUGUGGCGUUGCACUCAUUGCCUGGUGUGACCUGUCAAUGCUGAAGUCGAUUUGAGGGGGUUUUCGACGGUGUCAUUAUGCCUUACUUCUGAAAUUUUCCUUUUUUUCUGUGGUAGUUUAAAUGUGCAACUUAGGUUGUGGAAUAUAAAUAUCUUAGUUUAACUUGGACACCCCUUUCAAAUUUGACGCAAGAAUCAACUUUUGUUUUAUCAACUUUUGUCUGGGUGAUCAUUACCAUCCAGGACGAAUUUGGUAUUUUCCUCUUUUUAUAAUUCUUAAAAUUAAGAUGAUUAUUUUGUUAAAAAUAUAAAUAAAUGUUUCACAGUGCAAAAUAUAUCUGGUUUCAAAUUCAGAUCACACUAUAUACAUCCAGUCCUUUCUAGGACCUCCUCCAAGCCAUCCCAUGAGUGGUCAGUCUGAAAUAUUCAUUUUCCUUCAAAUACUCCUUGAUGGAGCUCAGUUUGGACCUUUUCUGACCCCUGAAGAUGCUCUUUCAGCAGUUGGGGCAGUCAUCAUUGACCCCGCUACAACCAUUUGAACCUUCCAUGACCUUUGUCUAGUUUUCUCCAUAACUGCUGUGAUCUAGUUGAAAGAAAGUACAAACAAUAUGUUUAAUAAUAUAGGUAUCAUCGUAUGUCCUGAGUGAUUAUGUCCUUUUUUGGUCUUCAUUUCUUUGAAAAAUGCGUUAAGUGUUGUUGUAAAAAGAUUUCCAGAAAAAUAUAAAAUAUUUAUUUGAAUAAUAUAAAAAGUCAUUAUCUUUGAGCAUGCUACGGCGCAAUGAUCAGAAAUGUGAUACUAUUGAACUUUGACAUUGAAUGUAUGGUGACUUUUUACAAAAAGUAUUCUAAAUAAAACAUAUCUAUAUAUUAAUAAACAGUUUGUUCAGAGGAGAGAUCUGUUCUGUCAAAUUAAUGACUUAAAAAAUAGAUAUAUUUGAUAUGAUUUAAUUUAAUAUUUUUUCUAUUUUGAUUGACAUCAGUAUGUUUUGGACCAGUACUGGCCAAACAUAUGAAGUAUUGUCUGUUGUCAUGGCGUCUGCAUGGAACACACCUCAUCCCUACCUCUCCCUGUCCACCUCCUCCUCUAUGCACUACCUCUGGCGUCCCAUAGCAACCAAGCUCUGAUCGCCACUCCCAUAGCAACCAAGCUCUGAUCGCCACGGCAUCAUGAUGUGGUUUGAACCAUUUGAGUAUCAGUGUGUGUGGUGAAUGGCACUAUAGAUGUGUUCCUCUCCUCUCCUUCCUACCUCCUUUCUCUUCCUGCCUUCUCUCCUUUCUUUCCUU